Molecule: messenger RNA, 642 nt
Organism: Seminavis robusta
Lineage: Eukaryota; Bacillariophyta; Bacillariophyceae; Naviculales; Naviculaceae
Source: the annotation of a GenBank genome assembly
AUGGCCUUGCCUUGCCUUUGCUUUGCUACUGAAGCGAAAAGCAUUUUCAAUUUUUUUUCCGACCAUCUAGAGUUCAAACCGGUUGCAUGCAAUGUCCAUGGAUAUAAGCAGACCCAUUUCCUUGCACUUUCUUGUCUAGGCGACAUUUGCUGGGAUGUUGCUUCAUACCAGGCAGCAUGCCUCAAAAAGGCUGCUCCAUUUUCAUGUUUGGCUGCCUGGGUUUUGUGCUCUCGGGAGUGGCGGACUUGUCUGCGGCUCUAUGCACACAUGCACACUGAACGACACUACGUACGCUGUACCAUGACGAUCUUGGCUCCGACUCCUCCAAUCCUCCCCCUCUCCUGGGGGUGGCAGCCACAAAUCAACCUACCACGUACUAUUUCCUGCAUCCCCUUGGACGAGUUUUUGGCUAGUGUAACCAACUUUCACCGCAUGCCUUGCCACAAAAAGGCUGCCUCCAUUUUCAUGUUUGCCUGGAUUUUGUGCCACAUUGGUGUGGGAGUCUCGCGAGUGGCGGAGCUCUAUGCAUACGACACCACAGGUACCUACCAUGAAGAUCUUGGCUCCGCCUCUUCCAAUCCUCCCCUCAAACAUGCACCGUCGAGCUUGUUCGGAACUCAACAUUCGAUUGCUAUCGAAUGA